CUCUUUUUCCUGUAUGGCCUUUCCAGAGUCUUCUCAACCUGAAGAUGGCAACUCUGAUCUUUAUUGAUCAGGAGAAUGAUGAAGUUGGCACUACUAAGAAUCGGCUAAGACUCCCUUCAGGAUCUUCAAAAAUCUUAUCUGAAAGAACGCAAGUUAAGACUCCACUUCCCAAAAAAACAGUCAGUACAUCUCCAGCUGCACCUCGCUCUGUCAGGAAGGCUCUUGGAAAUGUGAAUAGAACUCAAGGAGUCACAAGCAAGUUGGAAAAGAUAAGACAGAAAAGUCAGCAUUGUGCUGCAAACAAAAAGACUGCAGGUUUAGAAAGCUGUGAUGCAGUGGCUGAAGAACAGUGGCCAGAAAUAGAAAAUAUGUUUCCUUUUGAUCCUCGAGAUUUUGAGAGUUUUGACCUUCCUGAAGAGCACAAACUAAGCAAUAUCAACCUGCAUGGUGUUCCCCUCAUGGUAUUUGAAAGGACAUAUGAAAGAUGUGUGAACAUGGUUCCUUCACCUGUGAAGAUUGAGGAGGUUUCAUGGGAGUCUAACUUGCUGCAAUCAACUGCCGACUUCCUUGAUACCCUGGAUGAGAUCAUUGACAUGCCACCUCCGAAUUAUGACAUUUAAUCCAUAUUCUGAAGCUUCUAUUGAGUUCAAAUUUCAUAGUUCUGUAUUUUUAAAUAAAAGUUAAUCUAACCUGUAUAAUACUAGAUUUGUCUCUUUUAAAGAGACCCAAGAUGUAGAUAGUACAGCAGUGCUUUGAAAAAGAAGACCUAAAGCAGAGCAGGUGAGCUUCAAAGCAAGAGUACGAUACACUGUUGUCCUCUGUAUCUGGAAGUUAGUAUGUGCUGAUUAGACUACAUGGUCAUGAUAGGUUGAGGCCCUUCUGAACUGUUUAGAUAACUUUAUUAAAUACACAUUAGUUUUAAACAACUGUGUAUCUAGUGUCCAUUAAGUACUAGAGCUGGUACUCUUGUGGCAUUUUUCUCUAUUGAACUCAUUUACUAUUUACAGUGGUGGUUCAAGAUGUGUUGGAUUCUUAUGCAGCUGCAGACCGCUUCUAAUUGUACAUCAUUGUAGUGCUGAUUGCUGGAUACUGUCUGUGCUCUGUGAGGAAACCCUAGCCUUCAAGUUAUAAGCACACAGGUUCAAUAAUAUAUAUUUAUUUUUCUUAUGUUUUAAUGGUCUUAACUCCUGUUUUUCAUUACAUAAAGCAGGUCAAUUGUCAGCCUUCACUUAUCUACUUCUACAGCUGUUGGGCAAUGUUCUGAUCUAGUUGUAUGACAGCAGCCUGAGCUGCCUUCAGCUUUCAGGUCAUGCUUAACAUGGAUUGCAAUGCUGUGCUUGUGUUCUGAUCACAGGCUGAGGUAGAAAGCCUUUCUGUAUUCUAUGAUGCACCUGAGCUCUGAACAGGAGGUAUUGCCAUUACACAGUUGCACUGUGGCACCGUGUAACUGCAAGCAGUAACAAUGGCAAGACCAGCUUUUUAGCUCACAUUUUACAGUAAUGUCUGAAUUAACAAGAAAUACACUUUAAUGCUUGUGAACUAACUAUGAGAUGAUAAAUGCUCUACUGAAGGAAUGGGGUUAAUUUGGUGUAGAUCAGUGCUGCAUCCCACAGUUCUGCUGCUUGGAGGCAUACUGUGGCUGCAACCUGACUGCAUGAAGAUGAGAUGUGAAUCUGUAACCAUAGCCCUUUCAUGCUUUGCUUCUAGGAAGCUUAAUGCAGGCAGUGAAGGAGCCCUUGUGCUUUUCAAUGGGUUGUCUGGUCUGCAGGUGCUGAAAGGAAUGUAUUUGCCCUGCUGUGAUGACAUAAUGAAGGCUCCUUUUAGUUUUGAAAAGGGUAGCUGGCAGAGCACAGCAAACUCAGUUUUACUUUUUCCUACUUAUGGAUGUUUCCUCAAGAUGUUUUGUUCCCUUAAAUGCUUUUUACUCAUUGGGGGGUAGAUGUGCCUUCUUGGAAUUGUCCUGUUGCAACUGCUAACCUUCACUUGGGACUAGAAACUUCCUGUUACUGGAUUAUCAGAUUUAAUGAAGUGAAAAGGUGUUCAUUCUGUUUCUUCAAACUUGGCAGGGUAUUGACUAAAGUGCUAAACUGUACUGAAUUAUACAAUAAAUGGUCUUUGUCUUCA
Pezoporus occidentalis (night parrot) is the source of this 2124-nucleotide messenger RNA. It is a transcript of the gene PTTG1, whose product is annotated as PTTG1 regulator of sister chromatid separation, securin. Gene Ontology annotation, biological process: homologous chromosome segregation; chromosome organization. Lineage: Eukaryota; Metazoa; Chordata; Aves; Psittaciformes; Psittacidae. The transcript is spliced from 5 exons. Bases 45 to 620 code for a protein of 191 amino acids. Gene Ontology annotation, cellular component: cytoplasm; nucleus. The record is from RefSeq and is a predicted model, not a curated record.